AUGUCGAGAUGGGAAAGUCCACGGCCCAACUUGGCUUCAGAAGGUGACACCAAUAUUGCCACGGCCACAAUUGCCGUUGGUAUAUCGAAAAACCUCAUUGCGUGGAGGAAUAAUGAAUUUGAUGGAUCAAAAGCUCCUCAGGCCCCCAAAUAUCUGAUGUUGUUUUCGUGCUUAAGAGAUGAAGGAUAUCUUCACAAAAACGCCAGUAUGCAUGGAAGCAGAUGUAUGGAAGGUUGGAAGCACAUGUACAGAAGCACAUGCAUAGAAGCAUUCUUUACACUCUUGUUUACUUGGGUCUCAACGGAAUGUGGAUACGUAUCUACGUCGGCAAAUCGCAAAUCAGAAUGCAGUAGAAGUCGGGUAAAAUCCCAAGAAGAUACAAAGAAGAGGGAUAAAACUGGUACCGGGGAUCAAGCGAUUGCUGUUGGGUUUCUUGAGACUAGAAAGAGUAUCAGAUUGAAUUGA
Molecule: messenger RNA, 465 nt
Organism: Sclerotinia sclerotiorum 1980 UF-70
Lineage: Eukaryota; Fungi; Ascomycota; Leotiomycetes; Helotiales; Sclerotiniaceae
Exons: 3
Coding region: 1-465 (154 amino acids)
Source: RefSeq, a predicted model, not a curated record